This is a messenger RNA of Rhinolophus ferrumequinum (greater horseshoe bat), 7247 nucleotides long. It is a transcript of the gene AKAP12, whose product is annotated as A-kinase anchoring protein 12. Gene Ontology annotation, cellular component: cytoplasm. The record is from RefSeq and is a predicted model, not a curated record. The transcript is spliced from 4 exons. Bases 1 to 5235 code for a protein of 1744 amino acids. NCBI's taxonomy places the organism in Eukaryota, Metazoa, Chordata, Mammalia, Chiroptera, Rhinolophidae. Gene Ontology annotation, molecular function: calmodulin binding; protein kinase A binding. Gene Ontology annotation, biological process: signal transduction; regulation of protein kinase C signaling.
AUGGGGGCCGGGAGCUCCACGGAGCAGCGGAGCCCGGAGCAGCCGGAGGCUGGGAGCUCGACGCCGGCCGAACCCCAGCCCAGCGGCGGCGGCCCCGCGGCGGAGGCGGCGCCUGGAGCGCCAGGGGACCCGUCCAUCGCUGCCCCGGACCCGCCACCAAGGUACCUCCUACAGAAGAACGGUCAGCUGUCCACUGUCAACGGCUUAGCUGAGCAAGGAGAGCUUGGCCUCCAGGAGGAAGCUUUGAAUGGCCAGGAGGAAGAAGUCGUUGUCAUAGAUGUUGGACAGAGAGAAUCUGAAGAUGUGAGUGAAAGAGACUCAGAUAAAGAGAUGGCUGCCAACUCAGCGGUUGUUCAAGAUAUCACAAAGGAUGGGCAAGAGGAAAUGCCUGAAAUAAUUGAGCAGAUUCCUCCUUCAGAAAGCAAUUUAGAAGAGCUAACACAACCUGCUGAGUCCCAGACUAACGAUGUUGGAUUUAAGAAGGUGUUUAAGUUUGUUGGCUUUAAAUUCACUGUGAAAAAGGAUAAGAGCGAGAAGUCUGACACUGUCCAACUACUCACCGUUAGAAAAGAUGACGGUGAAGGAGCAGGAGAAUCAGAUGGGGCUGGUGACCACCAAGAUCCCAGCCAGGAGACUGGAGAAGCAAUACCCAAAGAAAGUGAGCUGAAAAAAUCGACAGAGAAACCUGAAGAGACUCUGAAACACGAGCAGAGUAGCACAGAAAUUUCUCUUCAAGCUGAGUCUGGUCAAGCAGCAGAAGAAGGCAAAGAUGGAGAAGAAAAACAAGAAAAAGAACCUACCACAUCUCCAGACUCUCCAACUAGUCCAAUGGCCAGUGAAACAGCAUCACCCUUCAAAAAAUUCUUCACUCAAGGUUGGGCUGGCUGGCGGAAAAAGACCAGUUUUAGGAGGCCUAAGGAGGACGAGCUGGACGCUUCAGAGAAGAAAAAGGAACAAGAGCCAGAAAGAGUAGGCACAGACGAAAACAAAAAGACAGACGACACCUCGGAGAAACUGGGUGCUUCUGAACAGCCACACCCACAGGAGACCACAGAGAGUGUUAACAAUGCCAGAUUAUCAGCUGAAUAUGAAAAAGUGGAGCUGCCCUCUGAAGGUCAAAUGCAGGGAUCUCCUGAAGAGAAAUUCGCCCCUUUAGCAACAGAAGUAUUUGACGAAAAAGUAGAAAUUGUUGCAGAAGUCCAUGUUAGCACUAUAGAGAAGAAAACAGGGGAGCCGAAAACUGAGGUAGGAGAAAUGGAAGAGUCCUUGCUAUCUGAAAAACUGGUUGAAACCAAUGCUGAGCUUCAGGAAGGCGAACCUGCCAAAGAGCUGGUGAAGACCAAAGCAGUGUGUGCCCCUGGAGGGGACCAUACCCAGCCAUCUGAACCAAGUCCUGAUGACAAAGCAUUGUCUACACACCCUGAAGGCAUUGUAAGUGAGGUGGAAAUGCUGUCAUCACAAGAGAAAGUUAAGGUACAAGGAAGUCCUUUAAAGAAACUUUUUACUAGCACUGGCUUAAAAAAGCUUUCUGGAAAGAAACAGAAAGUGAAAAGAGGAGGAGGAGAUGAAGAGUCAGGGGAACAUCACCCAGUUGCAGCGGAGUCUCCAGAUAGUACAGAUGAACAAAAGGGCGAGAGCUCUGCUUCAUCCCCCGAAGAACCUGAGGAGAUCACGUGUCUAGAGAAAGGCAUAGUGGAUGCCCACCAGGAGGAGGAAGUUGAAGAGGGAACUACUUCUGAUGGAGAGAAAAAGAGAGAAGGGGUUACUCCCUGGGCAUCUUUCAAAAAGAUGGUGACGCCCAAGAAACGUGUUAGAAGGCUUUCUGAAAGUGAUAAAGAAGACGAAUUAGAUAAGGUGAAGAGUGCCACCUUGUCAUCCACAGAGAGCGCAGCCUCUGAAACCCAAGAGGAAGUAAAAGGACAUGGAGAAGAGCAAAAGCCGGAAGAACCAAAGCGCAAGGUUGAUACUUCAGUAUCUUGGGAAGCUUUAAUUUGUGUGGGAUCAUCCAAGAAAAGAGCGAGAAAAGCAUCAUCUUCCGAUGAGGAAGGGGGACCAAAGCCAAUGGGUGGAGAAAGCCAAAAACCAGACGAAGCAGGAAAAGACAAAGAAGCAAGACCAGACACCAUCCCUGCUAGUUCCCAAGAGCAUGAUCAAGGGCAAGGAAGCUCCUCACCUGAGCAAGCAGGAAGCCCCUCUGAAGGGGAGGGGGUCUCCACCUGGGAGUCAUUUAAAAGAUUAGUCACUGCAAGAAAAAAAUCAAAGUCAAAACUGGAGGAGAAAAAUGAAGACUCUGGAACUGGUAUAGAACAUUCAGCUUCAGAUAUUGAACCCGGGAAAGAAGAGUCUUGGGUUUCAAUUAAGAAAUUUAUUCCUGGACGAAGAAAGAAAAGGUCAGAUGGAAAACAAGAACAAGCUGCUAUUGAAGAUACAGGGCCGACAGAAAUCAACGAAGAUGAUUCUGACGUCCCAGCCGUAGUACCCCUGUCUGAGUACGAUGCAGUGGAAAGGGAGAAAAUGGAAGCACAGGAAGCCAAAAAAAAUGAGAAGUCUCAGAUGGUUUCUGUGUCUGAGGAGCUCAGUAAGGGUCUGGUUCAUACAGUGACAGUGGCUGUCAUUGAUGGGGCAAGGGCCCUUCCCGAUAUUGAAGAAAGGUCACCGUCUUGGAUAUCUGCUUCAGUGACAGAACCUCCCGAACCAGCGGAAGAUGAAGCCAAACCACCAACUGGAGAGGUAUUUGAAAGAGAAGUCAUUGCAGAGGAAACCCCGGUUGUUACUAAAACUCUGCCUGAGAGCCAAGAUGCUGGUGAUGACACAAUCAUUAGUGAGGUGGAAUUAACCUCUGAAGCUGUGACAGCUGCAGAAACUACGGAGGCAUUUUGUGCUGAAGAAGCCACGGAAGCUUCUGGUGCUGAAGAGACCACCGACAUGGUUUCAGCUGUUUCCCAGCUGACUGACUCUCCAGACACCACAGAGGAAGCAACACCAGUUCAGGAGGUGGAAGGCAGCGUGCCAGACAUGGAAGACCAAGAGAGACGAACUCAAGAGUUCCUACAGGCGGUGGCAGAAAAAGUUAGAGAAGAAUCACAGCUGCCUGAUACCAGACGGCCAGAAGACACAGUUCAGCCAAUGCCGAAAGUAGAAUCAAAAAUACUAGAGAAGGUGGAAGAAGCAGAAGAGGAUUCUCAACUGCUAUAUCUGAAGAAAGAGAUGGAUGUAGUGGUGAAAGUAUAUGCAGAAGAAACUGAAACGGAGAAUUUGACACAAGGGAAGGUAAUUGUGCAGGCCGCCCCGGAUUGCUUUGAAAAAGUUCCUCAAGUCACAGAGGGUAUAGAGUCCAUUGAGCUCAUAACCACUUGUCAAGCUGAAACCUUGGCUGGAGUAAAAUCAGAGAUUGUACUGGAACAGGCUGUUGCCCCCGACUCAGCUGAAACUCUUACAGACAGUGAGACCAAUGGAAGUACCCCCGUUGCAGAUUUUGAAGCGCUACACAUAACACAGGAAGACAAGAUCAUGGAAAUCCAUGAAGAUAAUGAGAUUGCAUCUGUUACACAACCACAGGUCACAGAAGCAGAGGCAGUUCCUGCACUGAAAGAGAUGCCUCCAGCAGCACCUUCUGGUUUUCAGUCCCAGGAAGAGAAUAUAAAACAUUCAAAAAUGGACGAUGUUCUAGAACAUACAGAUAAAGAGAUAUCCAUGGACACUGUACCCAUUCUUUCAAAGGCUGAGGUGAUUCAAGAGGCUGGCCAGUUUCCUUCAGGUGAGGAAAUCAAAGAUGGACCAUUUCUAGAAGGACUUGAGGUGUCUGCAGACACAGAAAUAAGGGUCAGUCAGAAAGAGAUCAUUGAAGAUGCCCGUAAAGAUGAAGUUACUCUAGUUACUCUAGAAGCUGACUUUCAAAAGAAUGAUAUUGAACUCCAGAGUCAUACUCAGUCUCUUCCAACCCCAGUGGAUAGAGAGAUGAUAGUUCAAGUAGAAAGAGAAGAAAUGGAAGCAAAGCCAACCCCAGUGAAUGAAGAGAAACUUGAGCAAACACCAGCUGAAGAAGAACUCAGUAAGCAACUGGUUCAGACAGUUCAUGUGACCAUCCUAGAUGGGGGAAAGGAAGUUACCCGUUUGCAUGAAAGUUCUCAGCUAGUUCAAGAGGAAGUGAUAUGCACAGAAAUUCAAGUUCAAAGCUCUGAGGCAUCAUUACCUCUCAUAGCUGCAGCAGUGGAGGAGACGGUCUUAGGAGAAACUGUCAAGAUUUUAGGAACAGCUGCACCUUUGGAGUCUGCACGUGCACAUUUAGAACCGGAAGAAAAAUCCUCUGCAGAAGAUGAAGACUUGACUGCUCAGCGGGGGGACGUGGCAGUGCCUACAGGAACUGAGUCUCAGGCAGAAGCAACACCAGCUGGAGUAUCUGCUACCCCUGGGAAAGGCAUCGGUGCUGACCUGGAAGGAGAUGAAACCACAUUCCAGAAAGGGGAGGCAGGUGAAGACCAUGAGCAGGUUAGUUGUCAGGAAGUCAUAGUGAGUGAAACAAGAGAGGAAGAUUUCAAGGCUGAAAAGGAGAUUUUGAAACUUAAGACUGAGAGCCAUAAACUUGUCCAAAAUGUGAUUCAGACAGUCGUUGACCAGUUAGUAAGUCCAGAAGAAACAGCCACUGAUUGCCAGACACCGGCUCAACUGAUAAAAGCUGACAGCCAGAAAGCUGGACAGAAGGUUGAAAAAGAAGAAGGGGAACUUCAGGCCUCUUUAGGGGAUGAAACACAAACUGCUGCAGCCGAGGAGUCCACACUAACCACCAUGGAACAUUCAGAUAUUUCCAAAGAUGUGAAUGGAGCUGCAGAAGAGACCAUGACCAACGAGGUCAAAAGUGCCAGUAUAAAUGACCAGCAGCUUAAAGUGGUAGUUCCCUCAAUCCAGGAAGAGAGAGAAGCAACUGGAACAAAGUCUGUGCUGGAAGGUGAUGACUGUGCUGGGUUAGGAGAAAGAAUAGAGAAGUCGCUGUCUGGAUCCCAAGAAGAUGAAAGAGGUGACACUAUCGAUGACCCUGAGACCCAAACCUCAGCCCUGGAAAAUGCUGAGCCCUUAACCAAAGAGUCCCCAGAUGCAAAUGGACCCAAACUCCAAGCAGUAGAAUUUCAGGAUGCAGAAGGGCACAGCGAGUCAGGAAAAGAGAUCAAAACACAAACACAGGAGGAGACACAGAAACGAGAUAGAGAGGCAGCAACAUCAGAAAUGACAGAAUCCUAAAACAUCAUUUACACUCUUGUAUUUGCAAGACCAGAAUGUGAAGACAAGAAGUAGAAGAAGAUCAGUGCUGCUGAUGAGACUCAAGACCAAUAUUUCAGAACUUUGGGAACCGAGGAACAAGGCACAUCAUCCGAUCUCAUUUCUAGAGAACCCCCGACAAUCCUGAGGCUUCAUCAGGAGCUAUAACCACUUAACAUUUCCUCUUUUCAAGACCACCCUGUUGUUUUCCCUUGAUACCAUAUAAUGUUUCUCAUUUAAAGUCCUAAAUUCUUAACCUGGAACUGGAGUUGACAAUACCUACUUCUGCUUCUCAAACUGGAGUAUCGUUCUUUAUGUAUUUAUAUGUAUGUUUUAAGUAAUCCUCCUCCUGUAUCUAUUGUAUAUUUUUUCUUAAUGUUUAAGGAAAUGUGCAGUAUAGUACAUUUCUUUUGUAUCACACAAUAUAUGACGAGGCAUGCAGCUAUGGUGAAUGAAACCUUGGGAAGCUUUAAGCCUCCAUUAUAACCUGUGAAAACAGAGCUUCCUAGAAAUAACAUUCCUGAUCAGAAAGCUACAAUUCUUAUGUUAAAAUUCACUAAGGACUAGGUCUGUGUUUAGUACAACUCUGAAAUUGGUCACUUUCCUAUUAUGCACAGUGUGCUAAAAUUAAGAAAGCAUUUUUUUGGAAACAUACAGAAUGUUCCGUUGUUACUGUGAAAUUUUUUCUUUCUAGCCCAGUGGAAGUUGGAAGGAAGUUUUCAGUAGCGGAUUAAUUUUUUAAGUUUUUUUCUCCAAAUUGUUAUGGUUGUUUGGACAGAUGAGUGUGCUUAAUCCUGAGGCAUAGUAGUGAAAUGUUUUUCAUACUAUCAGGAAAAGAACUGACUCUUUUAAGAUUUUGAUUCUACUCUUACAUGCUGGACCAUAUUCAAACACAGCAUGAAAUAAGUCAGGUUCUUUACACAUGGUAUUUUGAUAGAUGCUGGAUUGUGUCCGUGCCAUAUUUUUGCCCACUCUUUUAAGAAUAAUGUUGCAUUAUAUUAUGUUCAUUUGGAUAAAUUGUGAUUUGACAACUAAUUGAAAUAAAACAUUUGCUUCACUUAGAUUUGCUGGUUUUAUUAGAUAUUAGAAAGCCCAGAACAUAUGUUUGCUGCAUUCUAAAAGCAGAAUAAGCUAGAACUUUGUAAUGUAGUUGCUACAUGAUGUCACCACUUUACACCUGUUUGAGUUGAUAUUCAGAGGAAAUCAUAGCAGAUAGUUAUCUGCCAAAAUAAACCAGUAGCUUUACAGAUUGAUGGUACUGAUAUCAUGCCACCAUCUGGAGGUGUCUUUCAUAAAAGGUUGAUUUUCUGUAUUAAUAUUUGUUAAUGACUAAUGUUUCUAGAAAGAAAUUUUAAGGCUUAAUAGUAAAUAUGUCUUGCCUAACAAGUGAUCUUGGAAUUUUCUUUUUAAUAUUAAAAUGAUUUAAGAUUCUUAUUGAUAGAUAAAGGAUUCUGUCAAACCAUCACCACACAAAGAACAGUCACCUAUCUACCAUAAAAUUCCACUUUUUCACGUGUAGAAUUGGUCUGGCAUAUAUACUUCGUAAAUUUUACUCAAACUCAGUACUCUAGUUUGAGAACUUUUUUGACUGCCAAUUACUGAUUUUAAAGCAUAGCAUUCUAGAAAGACUAGAAUAGUCUUAGCAGAAAGAUAAAUUGCUGUUAAAACUAGAAAGUCGUUUCUCUUAUACCAACCAACCUGACUACAAUAAAUUGGCUAAAGUAGAAGGAUACCUCAUAACAAUGUAUGGCCUUGUAGUUGGAAAACAUGUAAUAUUCUUUUUAGGAGUUACUCUCACAUAUAACCACCUGUGUUUAAUUAUUAAACUCUAAAAUUCCCAAAUUAAAACAAACAAAACCAAAAACCCUAUGAUGUAUAAAUAGCUUUCUUUUGCCAACUUGAGACUUACAAAACACGAAGUGCUGUUGUCAGUUUUUGAAGAUCAACUAAAAAGUAUUGGAGAUGACAGCGUUUGUAGGGAGUUCAUGACAGAG